Molecule: messenger RNA, 1075 nt
Organism: Argiope bruennichi
Lineage: Eukaryota; Metazoa; Arthropoda; Arachnida; Araneae; Araneidae
Product: thymidylate kinase-like
Exons: 6
Coding region: 165-812 (215 amino acids)
Biological process (GO): dTDP biosynthetic process; dTTP biosynthetic process; dUDP biosynthetic process
Cellular component (GO): mitochondrion; cytoplasm; cytosol
Molecular function (GO): dTMP kinase activity; ATP binding
Source: RefSeq, a predicted model, not a curated record
AAUCAAACAUCACUUAUUUCUGAAAUCAAUAUGGCACUUUCAAUUAGUGGCAGAAUUGUCGCUGGGUGGUGUUGGGAGUGUUUUCAUUUCGGAAAAGCCGCGAAAGCCGAAGAUCUUAUAUUUGUGAAUACUGUCAGCUGCCGGUAAAAGCAUAAGUUUUUGCCAUGUUACGAAGAGGAGCUUUAAUAGUCUUGGAAGGCUGUGACCGGGUUGGGAAAUCUACUCAUUCUAAAAUGCUUUAUGAAGCUCUAAAAUCUGAGGAUCUUAAAGUGGAAUCACUGCAAUUUCCAGAUCGAACAACAGCCAUUGGUUCUGUCAUAAAUAAAUAUCUAACUGGUGCUGAAGAACUGGAAGAUCAUGCAAUACAUCUUCUUUUUUCUGCAAAUCGCUGGGAACAAGUACCUAAAAUGCUAAGGCUUUUAAAUUCUGGAGUGAAUUUAAUUGUGGAUCGUUAUGCUUAUUCUGGAGUAGCUUUCUCUUAUGCCAAAAAGGGAUUAAAUUUCUCCUGGUGUAAGCAGUCUGAUGUUGGCUUACCUAAACCAGAUCUUGUCCUAUUUUUGGACUUGCCACCUGAAGCCAUGGCAAAAAGGAGUGGGUUUGGAGAUGAAGUCUAUGAAAAAGAGGAUUUUCAAAAUGAAGUAAAGAAAGUGUAUGGGCUUUUGAGGGAAGACAAUUGGAAGGUUAUUAAUACUGACCGAGAAAUAAGUGAAGUGCAAGAAGAAAUCAAGACGCUUGUUAAAGACACAAUCAACAAUGUCUCCACCUCCACAUGUGAUACUCUAUGGACUGAUAAUUUUGAAACUUAUGUCUGAUCUUAUUUAUGAAUUUAAGACAUGAAAAUGCAUUUUAUACUCAAUUCAUAUUGAAGCUUUACAUAAGUUUCUUUUAGAUAUUUUUUUUUACCUUGUUAAUUUUUUACACUGUUUUUAUCUUCCAUAUAUAACGCAUAUAUGGUUCCAUUAUUUGCAUGGAGUAUGUACAAAACCUAUGCCCUCAUCUUUUCCUGUACAUUGUUUACUUCAUGUUGUAUUUUUUUCCCCCUAACUCUUUUUAGUUAUAAAAAUUCUUUCUUAUA